Messenger RNA from Saccostrea echinata, 938 nucleotides. RefSeq lists its product as uncharacterized. Bases 19 to 552 code for a protein of 177 amino acids. Lineage: Eukaryota; Metazoa; Mollusca; Bivalvia; Ostreida; Ostreidae. The transcript has 3 exons. The record is from RefSeq and is a predicted model, not a curated record.
CAUUUAAUUAUUUGUCUUAUGAGCAAAGAGGUGUAUGGUGAAUUUAACUGGACUCUUAAUAUUUUAAAUACACAAUGGAUUAACACUUUGUCUACUUUUGAAGUGCAUCAUAGCUGUCUUUCUGAGAGAGAGAGAAAUAAACAUUCAGUUGAAGAAGUUCUCUCAUGGACAGCAAUGAAAAUUCUGCCCCUGGUUUUGUUGGUUCCAAUGUUGAUUCAUGCCUCUCAACAACAAUCAACUUACAAUGAACUGGAACAAAACUUAUACCUAAUGACCGAACCCUUGAACCCCACGCACUCCAUUCUAUAUCUGGAAUACAUCGAAUUUUUAUGUACGUUGAGCAGCAACCAAAUUCACCUAAAUGUCGGCUUUGAAAUGAUUCCCUUGUGUGAACAAAGGAAGAAAAGUUGGCUGCCUUUACUGUUGUUGCUUUUCAUUUGCUACAAGCCAGCGAGAACCACUUUGAUAAAUAUUAUCGACGACCUACUCCCAGGUCCUGUUACGACCACGCCUACCCCUCCAAUACCACCCCCUGUUACCCCAGCCGGCUAAAUCAUGCCGUUUUCGACCUUAUAAAAAGGAUCACUUAAUUGCUGGAAGACAAGCAAAGGUCUGUACAGACCAUAUUCAAUUUGUCUAUCUUAAAAAGAUAGCAAUCCUGGAUUUUGAUUUUGGAUCAUAAAAUGCUAUUUUUUUUAUCGAGAACUUCCCUGGGCCUGCAGUACAAAGAACUUAGACUAAGACUUGUUUACACUAGUCUAAAAUUUUUACAUAGUUCUAUUACAUAACUGUUUUCUUCUUAUUCUCUUAUUCAAUAGAAUUACAAUUUAAUCAACGUAAAAAAUGAAAUAAAUCGUAAAAGUUCAUUUGGUCGUAGUCGUAAGUUCUUUUGUAAAAUGGGUCCUUGGAUUUUUUUAAAUUUGCUUUUGGAUGUCAUU